Molecule: messenger RNA, 3113 nt
Organism: Amphibalanus amphitrite
Lineage: Eukaryota; Metazoa; Arthropoda; Thecostraca; Balanomorpha; Balanidae
Product: glycogen synthase kinase-3 beta-like
Exons: 9
Coding region: 835-2085 (416 amino acids)
Biological process (GO): negative regulation of canonical Wnt signaling pathway; signal transduction; protein phosphorylation
Cellular component (GO): cytosol; nucleus; axon
Molecular function (GO): protein serine/threonine kinase activity; ATP binding
Source: RefSeq, a predicted model, not a curated record
GGCACAAGGAUGGAUCUUCAUCUGUUUUUACUUAUUCUACUAUACACAGCUAUAUACAAAGGUACAGAAAUACAAAACUUCUUUACAAAAAAAUCAGCCAUCAUUUACACCGUAGCUGACCGUAGCAUUCUGAGUAGGUACAUUUGGUCGUAAAAUGACCAUAAUAAUAAUGACGAUAAUUUUUGUCGUCAUUUUACAUCUGUCAUGGAUUCAUUACAUUUGGUCGUAACUCGUGCUGAUUGUGCAUAAAUUAUAAUUCGAUUGUGCAUAAAUUUUAUGCAGUCAAAAUGUGGGCGAUGUAAACAACUUCGGUGUAACUUAUUUACCGUAGCAUUGACGUCACAUCUUUUCUCGCAAAGUUUCGGAUAGUCUCGUUCGUGGCGUCGAAAAAGCGGCAAUAGUGAUUGCCGCGGUUUCCUUCGUGAGCGAUGAUUUAGUGCGCCGAAUAUGUAUGAAUGUGCUGCGGAAGGUAUCUGUGUGGUAUGCGGUUGUAAUUUUUACUUCUUCAAUGCUAGUGAUAUCGGAGUUCGGGUAAAAUAUGAAAGAAGAUAUCAGUGAUACCUAUUUAUGGAACUUUUAAGAAUACAGUGCUGCACUGUUUUAGACUGCUUGGACAUUUUAAGCAGUUAAAUGUGCACUGAUUCUGUACCCAACGUGUUGGCCUGGCCCUAAUGCAAAUGGGCUCAUCUAAAGAAGUGGAUGAAAUUGUAUAUUAAGAGUUAUUGAUCUCUGGACAGCACAUUGUGUGAUAACUGAAAAACCAUUAUUGUAUGACAACAUUCAAGAGCGGAGUGGAUGUGUCUCUAGUGCCGUAUUCCACCCUCCUAUGCAAGGAUGAGUGGUCGUCCACGUACUACUUCCAUGAUUGAAGGGAGCAGCCAAUCUCAAAAUCAGCACCACAAUUGGGGAAACGUCAAAGUCAGCAGCAGAGAUGGAAACCAGCGGGUGACCACGGUAGUGGCCACCCCUGGCCAGGUGGGCUCCGACAAGCCGCACGAGGUCUCCUACUCGGACACAAAGGUGAUAGGCAAUGGAAGCUUCGGCGUGGUAUACCAGGCCAAGCUGUGCGACUCGGGCGAGCUCGUCGCAAUCAAAAAAGUGCUCCAAGACAAACGGUUCAAGAACCGUGAGCUCCAGAUAAUGAGGAAGCUCGAGCACUGUAACAUAGUUAAGUUGAAGUACUUUUUCUACUCCAGUGGAGAUCAGAAGGAUGAGGUGUAUCUGAACCUGGUGCUCGAGUACAUCCCGGAGACGGUGUACAAGGUGUCGCGACACUACAGCCGCUCCAAGCAGACCAUACCCAUCAGCUUCAUCAAGCUGUACAUGUACCAGCUGUUCCGUUCGCUGGCCUACAUCCACUCGCUGGGGAUCUGCCACCGGGACAUCAAGCCGCAGAACCUGCUGCUCGACCCCGAGUCGGGCGUGCUCAAACUGUGCGACUUCGGCAGUGCCAAGUGUCUACAGCCCGGCGAGGCGAACGUGUCGUACAUCUGCUCGCGCUACUACCGGGCGCCGGAACUCAUCUUCGGCGCGACCAACUACACGACCAACAUUGAUGUGUGGAGCGCCGGCUGCGUGCUGGCGGAGCUGCUGCUGGGCCAGCCCAUCUUCCCCGGCGACAGCGGCGUCGACCAGCUGGUCGAGAUCAUCAAGGUGCUGGGAACGCCCACCCGCGAGCAGCUGGGAGAGAUGAACCCCAACUACACAGAGUUCAAGUUCCCGCAGAUCCGCGCCCACCCGUGGCAGAAGGUGUUCCGGGCACGGACGCCGCCGGAAGCCAUCGAUCUGGUGUCUCGACUGCUGCAGUACACGCCGACAAUGCGCACCACACCGCUGGAGGCGUGCGCCCACGGCUUCUUCAACGAGCUGCGCCUGCCGCAGGCGCGCCUGCCCAGCGGCCGAGAGUUACCGCCGCUCUUCAACUUCAGCGACGAAGAGCUGAAGGCGAGUCCCUCUCUGGCGGCCACUCUGAUCCCGGCGCACGCGCGCGCCGGCAGCAGCACCGCCGAACCGGACGGCGCGGCGCCGCCGGCCGAGCCGGCCGCCGCCUCCUCGUCCGGGGCCUCCGGCUCGGCCGCCACCUGACGCCGCUGAGCGCCGCCCCCGCCCCCGCCCGAGCCGCGCCGCCGCCGCCGCCGCCGCCGCCGGCCCGGCGCGGCGCGGAGCCAGAUGUGUCUGUGUUUGUGUGCGCGCGCGAGCAGGGUGCCGUGCGUCGUGCGCGCGGCUAACACUUGGAGCACAGGACCUCUCUGCCAGCGUACACUGCAAUAUCUCUGUAUCCAUCGGUAGUUGCCAUUUGUGUGUGUACCUGCGGGGCGCGGCCGAGUCUCCCCGCCUGCCGCGUGCCAUGGGCCCGCUCUCCGGGCCGACCCUCGCAGCCCGCCCGCCUGCCCGCCCGCACGCGCGCGUGUGUGUGUUUUAUUUUCGCUGAUACGGCGUGAGCGCAACGCCCCGUUUUACAUUGCGUAGGGAGCCGUGAGGCGCGGCUCGCCGCUCACCGCCUCUAGAUAGGGGUUUUUGUAAUGCCGAAUCACUCGCCCCUCUAUCUCUCUCCCUCUUCUCGAGUCUCUCUCUUGACUUUCUUUCUGUAUAUCGCUCUGUAUUUGGCCGUCACUGUAUCUGGCUCUCUUGUUUCGGUCUGGUUUGUCGCGCUCUGUGACGCCGCGGUGGACCCAGCGGCUGGUGCCGACUGGCUGGCGUGCCGCUGCCUGAGCCGAGAGAGAGAGAGAGAGAGAGAGAGUGAGAGAGGCCGACGGGUCGACACGGGCCCGCCGACCCGGCGCACGGCCGGCGCCACUAGCUAUGUGAUCCACAUUUUUAGUCUGGCGUCCUAUGUUGUAUCUUAAGCAUUAACACGACGAGCGGAGAAGCCGCGUUUGAGCGGGGAGCUGAGAGCGGGGCGCCGGGCCGGCCGCCGGCGCUGGCGCCGGGUCGGGGCGCUGCGCGCAGUGUGACCAGGGCUGGAGCGGUGCGCGCACCCGGCACGGCCGCGGCCGCCGCCGCCGCGGGCCACGGACCGCCUCUGAUCUUAACUCCCCAGCUGCGUGUGUCUGCGGCAAAUGGAGCGAGCCGGCAGCCUGUACAGAUAGAUGAUCCAUAAAUUUAAGAGCGGA